Molecule: messenger RNA, 3885 nt
Organism: Stegastes partitus (bicolor damselfish)
Lineage: Eukaryota; Metazoa; Chordata; Actinopteri; Pomacentridae
Gene: cfap57
Product: cilia and flagella associated protein 57
Exons: 25
Coding region: 1-3885 (1294 amino acids)
Molecular function (GO): lipid binding; protein binding
Source: RefSeq, a predicted model, not a curated record
AUGGCCGCUGUAGUUGCUCAGUCUCGUUUUAUUUUCGGUUUGCGGACCGGUGUGAAAAACGGUUUGUGUUUCUGUGACGAAGAGACGCUCGUGUUCCCCAGCGGGAACAGCUGUGUUUGCUACAACACCGUCCAGAGGAGUCAGAGGUUCAUUUCAGCGGGAACAGCUGUGUUUGCUACAACACCGUCCAGAGGAGUCAGAGGUUCAUUUCAGGGGGAAUUUUACAACAUUGGGAAGCACCAGGAGCCUCCGUUCUCCCCUGCAGACUUUUCCCUGCCGCCCCAGAUCGACAGAAUGUUGUACAUCGGCAUGUCUGUCUUCACCGCCAACUCUGCAGCCUUCGUCUAUAACAAAGCAGGAGCCCUCAGCCUGUACAUCACCGACGACAUGAUCCCACAAGGCUCUCCUUUCCGACUCAACACCAAAACAUUUGGAAUCUUCAUCCCACAGAUUGCGAAGCAAUUUCCAGGUCUGAUGAUGAAACUGUUGGUGAAGACAGUGAAAGAUCCCAUCAUUACUUUUCAACCCAACAACGUGACGGUUCAGGCCACCGCCACAGUGACAGCCUACGCUAUCCAACCCAACGCCACACUUGCCCCUCUUUUUGUUCUAAACUUGCAUGAGCAGGGCAGAAAGAGGAAAGUUCUGACUGCAGGAGAUAUGCUGGUUCAAGAGUUUGUAUGCAUGGCUUUCUCCCCUGACUCCAAGUACCUGAUAGGUCAGGCAGGGGGCCCAGAGUGGAUGCUGAUCUUCUGGCUUUGGGAGAAACACAAAGUCCUGGCAACAGUGAAGACAACAAGCUCCAACAAUCCUGUUACCCAGGUCAGCUUCAACCCUUAUAACAACAUGCAGCUCUGUGUGAUUGGAAGUGGUGUGUUCAAGCUGUUCCGCUACUCGGAGGGAGCCAUAAAACAGAGCAGCUUUGCAAAGGUGGAGUCUAUCAACUUCCUGUGCCAUGCCUGGAUGUCGGAGGAGAGGGUGAUUGCUGGGACGGACACAGGCAGGCUGCUGGUGUUUGAGUACGGAGACCUGCGAAGGGAGGUCAAGGCGACAUCUAAGGCUGUGCAGGGACAGUCUGACAGGCAAGUGGAGAUGAAGAAGAUGACAGACUCGGAUGUGGAUGAAAGUCCCGCUGUCCCUCGCAUCACAGCCAUCCUGUCCUACUCCAAGGGUUUUGUGUGCUCUGUGGGUCCUGGCACCGUCUGUCUGUUUGAAAAGACAGAGGAAGACAGUUACAGAAAGAGUAGGGAGGUGAAGAUCCCUCCAUGCAGAAAUGAUUUGAACCCAGCAGAAUGCCAAGAGGUUUACACCAUGUGCAUCAGUCCAGCAGAAGAGACUCUGGCCAUCAGCACUGACCGAGGACAGCUGUAUGGUGUCAGUCUGUCCUCUGUGGACAUGAACAAGGAGGAGCAACUGCAUUUUGAGUUUCUGUCCCAGCCCUUCCACUCCGACUCCAUCACUGGUUUGUCCAUCUGCAUUCGCAAGCCCCUCGUAGCCACCAGCUCUCUGGACCGCUCUGUCCACAUCUGGAACUAUGAGACCAAAGUGUUGGAGCUGUACAAGGAGUUCCAGGAGGAGGCGCACAGUGUAGCUCUACACCCCACUGGCCUCUUCAUCCUGGUGGGCUUUUCAGACAAACUCAGGCUGAUGAACCUGGUGAUCGAUGACAUCCGCGCCUUCAAGGAGUUUACUGUACGCAGCUGCCAAGAGUGUGCUUUUAGCCACGGUGGCCACUUGUUUGCAGCAGUCAGUGGAAACAUCAUUCACAUCUACUCUGUGACCUCUUUUGAGAAUAUCCUCAGUCUGAAGGGCCACAACGGAAAGGUACGUGGCAUUAAAUGGAGCCUGGACGACAGCAGGCUGGUGUCGUGUGGGAUGGACGGUGCAGUGUACCAAUGGAAUACACAGACCGGCAAGCGGGAGUCUGAGAGCAUUCUCAAAUCCUGCAGCUAUACAGGUGUUGCCUUCUCAGCAGAUUGCAAGACUAUCCUGGCUGUGGGCACAGACCUCACACUGAAGGAGAUCCAAGAUUGUCAGGUCCUUAAGGAGGUUCCUGCUGAUGAGGUAGCUCACACUGCUCUCGCAGUGUCUCACUCUGGUAGGGUGGUCUUCACCGGGACCGCCAGUGGAACGAUCAGGGCCAUUAAAUACCCACUACCUAUCCAGAAGGAUUGGAUCGUGUACCAGGCUCACUGUGGACCUGUCACCAAGAUGGCGAUCACAUACGACGAACAGUUUCUCCUGACAGUGUCUGAGGACGGCUGUCUCUUGGUGUGGACAGUCAUCGAUAAGGAGGGCCGAAGACUGAAGAGCAAUACGCAGAUCGUCCACACAGAGGAGAUCCUUGUCACCAAGUCAGACCUGGAGGAGAAGAGCCAGAACAUGCUGGAGCUGAAGAUGCGUCUGGAGGAGCUGCAGAUGGAGAGCGAGUACCAGCUCCGCCUGAGGGACAUGAACCACAACGAGAAGCUCAAGGAGCUUUCUGACAAGUUUAGCCAGCAAAUAGAGCUUUUGAAAACAACACAACAGAGCAUGAAGACAGAGAUGGAAAAGCAGAGUCGUGAGAACCAGGAGAAUUCUGUAGAGGUUGCUAUGAAACACUCAAAGGAGCUGAAGGAUUUAGAGUCAUCCUGCAGCCAGAAGCUGAUUGUGGAGCACGAGAAGUACCAGGAUCUUCAGCAAAAAUAUGAAAGAAUGCAGAAGGAAUAUGAAAGGCAGCUGAAGUCUGCAGAAGAGCACAAAACCCAGGCACUGGAGUGUCUCACACAGCAAUGUGAGAGCAAGCUGCAGGAAAAGACUCAGCUCUUGGCUCAGUGUCAGGGGGACGCCCAGCAGCAGAUCCGGACAUUUAAAGAGAUCAUAAAGCAAACAGAGGAAACCGAGGAGGAGAUGAUCAAUGACAUCCAAAUCAAGUAUGAGAAGAAACUGUUCACUGAGAAAGAGAUCAACACAAAUCUGAAGGGAGAAAAUGCUAUCCUGACACAAAAGUUCUACGGUCUACAGAGACAGAUUGAUGACAGGUGCACUGACAUUACCAAGCUAAAGCAGGAGCGGCAGAGGCUGCUGGAGUUGAUCCGCUCCCUGGAGAGCGAUAUCGAGGACCUGAAAAGGCAGAUCUCUGGACAUGAGAAGACCGGCCAGGACAAGGAUAACACCAUCUCUGGCUUGAAGAAGAAGAACCAGGAACUGGAGAAGCUGAAGUUUGUUCUUGAAUUCCAGCUGAGCGAGUUAAAGAAGCAGACUGAGCCUCAACGAGAUGACAUAGAAGAGAAAAAGGAGAGGAUCCGUCAGCUGGAGGAGGCGCUGUUCCAAACCGAGAAGAGCAACACUCAGCUGCAGCUCACUGUCUCUGACCUGAGACUCAAACUGAAGACCAGAGAUAAAGAGAUGCACAAAGAGAUGCAGAAAGUGACAGAUUUGGAGACACAUCUUCAGCGACUCAGGUCAGACCUCCAUAACUGUGUUAGUUUCAUCCAGGAUCCAAAAAAACUGAAAGACAGUGUAAAGAGGAUUUACACCAAGUAUGUCCAGCAGACUGAUGAGGUGGAGAAAAGCAGUUUAGACGAUGAUAUUCAGAAGACAUUUCGCAAACACUGUGAUCACCUGGAGGAGACUAUUACUAGUCUUAAGAACAAGCUGGCCUUAUCCGCUGAGGAGCACGAGAAAGUCUACGUCAAAAUCAUGAAGGAGAACAUGACUCUGAUCACUGAAAUCAAUGAAUUGCGCAAGGAGCUGCAUUUGCUGAGGACUCAGGUUAAAGACUACAAAGUUCAGCUGGCCGCCCUGAAGAAGAAGAAGUCACAUCCCAACCCAGAGGAAGGAGCCCCAAAGGAGCCCAAACAGAAAGACAUUCGCUCACCACAACCUCCAUCAGCAGAUUUUUAA